UUCUUUCUUUCUUUUUUUUUUUUUUUAGAGAGGGAGAGGCAGUGUCCCACCUGCAUGGAACCACAGAAUCUAACAGCUGUCUCAGAGUUCCUUCUCCUGGGCCUCUCAGACGAUCCAGAACUGGAGCCCAUUCUCUUUGGGCUGUUCCUGUCCAUGUACCUGGUCACCUUGCUUGGGAACCUGCUCAUCAUCCUGGCCGUCAGCUCUGACUCCCACCUCCACACGCCCAUGUACUUCUUCCUCUCCAACCUGUCCUUGGCUGAUAUUGGUUUCAGCAGCACGACAAUCCCCAAGAUGCUGGUGAACAUUCAAACACACAGCAAGUCUAUCACCCAUGCAGGCUGCCUAACUCAGGUGUCCUUUUUUUUCCUGUUUGGGUGUUUGGACAAUCUGCUCCUGGCUGUGAUGGCCUAUGACCGAUUUGUGGCCAUUUGUCACCCCCUGAACUACUCAGUCAUCAUUAACCCAAGCCUCUGUGUCUUGUUGGUCCUGAUGUCAUUUUUCGGCAGCGUUUUGGACUCUCAGAUUCAUUGUUUGAUGGUGUCCCAACUUACCUUUUGCACAAAUGUGGAAAUUUAUCAUUUCUUUUGUGAUGCACCUCAACUCUUCCACCUUGCCUGCUCUGAUACCUCCAUCCACACCAUACUAAUGUAUUUUAUCAGUGCCAUCUUUGGUGGUAUUCCCCUCUCAGGGAUCUUUUGUUCUUAUACACGAAUUGUUUCUUCCAUUCUGAGAGUCCCAUCCACAGGUGGGAAGUACAAAGCCUUUUCUACCUGUAGCUCCCACUUGUUGGUUGUUUGCUUGUUUUAUGGAACGGGCGUUGGAGUGUACCUCAGUUCAUCCAUCUCCUCCUCCCUCAGGAAGGGUGCAGUGGCCUCGGUGAUGUACACUGUGGUCACUCCUAUGCUGAACCCCUUCAUCUACAGCCUGAGGAACAAGGACAUCAAGAGGGCACUGUCGGGGACAAUCCGCAGAACAGUCUAG
Molecule: messenger RNA, 984 nt
Organism: Lutra lutra (Eurasian river otter)
Lineage: Eukaryota; Metazoa; Chordata; Mammalia; Carnivora; Mustelidae
Product: olfactory receptor 18-like
Exons: 2
Coding region: 55-984 (309 amino acids)
Biological process (GO): G protein-coupled receptor signaling pathway
Cellular component (GO): membrane
Molecular function (GO): G protein-coupled receptor activity; olfactory receptor activity
Source: RefSeq, a predicted model, not a curated record